Molecule: messenger RNA, 1226 nt
Organism: Vigna unguiculata (cowpea)
Lineage: Eukaryota; Viridiplantae; Streptophyta; Magnoliopsida; Fabales; Fabaceae
Product: MATH domain and coiled-coil domain-containing protein At3g58210-like
Molecular function (GO): protein binding
Source: RefSeq, a predicted model, not a curated record
UAUGCUUUAAUAUUAUUCUUUUUUUUCAAAGUUGAGGUUGAAUUUGUGAAGCUUUUGAAAUGGAGAAUGAGAACACAAAGCAAAAGAUGUUUGAGAAGUUUACAUGGACGAUUCAGGACUUCUCUAAAUUGGACUACAAUGAAUACUCUGAAGAAUUUUUCCUUCAUGACCAUUUAUGGAGGAUUCUGAUUUAUCCGAGGGGAAACAAUGUGGAUUACUUAUCAAUUUAUUUAGAUGGUGGUGGGAAUGUCGAAAAUUUGGGUGGGGCAUGGUACAAGUUUGCAAAUUUCAAGUUGACUUUAAUUAACCAGAUCAACCACAAAAUGAGUAGAACAAUGGAAACUGAACACCUAUUCAGUGCCAAAGAGAUUGAUUGGGGUUUCUUACAAUUCAUACCUUUAUAUGAACUUCAUAACCCUAACAAUGGAUUUAUAGUAAACGAUACUUGCAUAGUUGAAGCUGAGAUUUUGGUUAGCAAGUUAAAAGAGCAAAAUCAAGUAGAUCAAGCACACAAUAAGACCAACGAUAAACCUACCAAACAUAUUGAUAAACCUUUACCUCAGGAAACGUUCACAACAUUUGUUGAGCUAAUGGGUUUAAAGGAUAUCCAACAAGAUUUUAUUCCAUUGUUAGAAGAAGUUUGUGCACAACAUCCUUUGCUUAUUAAUAGUCAAAAGAAGAGAACCCUUAUGUAUGUUGAAUGGGCAUUCACAGCUUUGGGUAGAGUUCUACAUUUUCUGAAGACUAAAAAGGUGAAAGAUAUGAACGAAGAUGCAUGUAAUCAUCUUCAAAAUUUAUGGGAGGAACUUGAGACAUUCAAAUUUGAUUUGACUUGGUUGGAACCUCAUGUUCAAUCAGCCUUGAAAAUGAAAAACUACGUGGAGAGAAGUGUUCAAGUGAAAAAGAAGAAGGAGAAUAUUUGUGUUUUAGAGAAGGAAAUAAAGAUGCUCAAGGAAAAAAUUAUAGAAACAAAGGUGAAUCUUGAAAUAACAAGAAGAGAAUUGACUAAAAUAUCUGAAGCCUUUGUAGAAUGUGAUUUGGAUGAUGGGUUAGGAUAUGGAGGACGAUAAAUUUGUUAAAAAGUUCAUUGUAUAUGUAUUAUGUAAUUUGUCUAUGAAAUGUUUAGAGGAAAAUAUUUGAAUAUGAUUGUGGACAUUGACAAUGUGCAUAAUAAUUGAAAAUUGUUGUAACCUAUCACAUAAUGAUAUCCUUAAUGAUGUGUGAAU